Microsporum canis CBS 113480 is the source of this 762-nucleotide messenger RNA. RefSeq lists its product as hypothetical. The record is from RefSeq and is a predicted model, not a curated record. NCBI's taxonomy places the organism in Eukaryota, Fungi, Ascomycota, Eurotiomycetes, Onygenales, Arthrodermataceae. Bases 1 to 762 code for a protein of 253 amino acids. The transcript has a single exon.
AUGACUGACGGUUUGCACCUGAAAAUCGACGUGAAGAAAGAGAAGAAGUCACGAAUAUACAAAAUCACCUGUGGCAACAACCCAAUGCCCAUGUAUACGGUGGAAGUAAACAAGAAGUCGAAGCCCCAUGCCAAAGUGAUCAAGAACAGCGCACCAUUUAGUGCUCAACCUCCACCUCCACCGCCUGUUCAAUACCAACAACCCCCUCCAUAUGGUUUCCAGGGCCACAACCCACCACAGCAAUUCAAUCAGCCAUACAACCAGCAGUACCAUCAGCCAUACCAUCAGCCAUGCCACCAGCCAUAUAAUCAACCGUAUAACGCACCCUCCCAGCCUCAUAACCAAUCGUACUACCAAAGCUUCAGCAAUUAUCAACCCCCGCCAGGCCAGGUUAUCGGCACAAUAACAUUUCACGACCUCUCAUCCAAGAUAGACGUCUCAUUCAACGGUGCCAAUGCAUCGAUGAAACGCCCUGAUCCUCUAGCUUCAGGCCGCAAGUUCCAGACUCCCAACAUGGGCAAGAUGCAGUGGAAGGAAGAUGGCCUGUUCAGCAGUAAUCAGAAACUUGUGGAUGAGAGGCGUAACGUGAUUGCCAAGUACAAGAAGGACGACGAUGAGAUCAUUGUCUUGCUGCCACCGAAUCAGAUCGACCUGCACUUGGAUAUGAUUGUUGUCACUGGCAUCGCGAUGAUCGACGCGGAAAGAAAGUCCGACAGUGAUGGAGAUUUAGUGGAAGGGGUUAUUGAAGUUAUUGCUGGAUAG